This is a messenger RNA of Bombus pyrosoma, 9987 nucleotides long. RefSeq names its product homeobox protein abdominal-A homolog. The transcript has 3 exons. Gene Ontology annotation, molecular function: DNA-binding transcription factor activity, RNA polymerase II-specific; RNA polymerase II cis-regulatory region sequence-specific DNA binding. Gene Ontology annotation, cellular component: nucleus. The record is from RefSeq and is a predicted model, not a curated record. Gene Ontology annotation, biological process: anterior/posterior pattern specification; negative regulation of transcription by RNA polymerase II. Lineage: Eukaryota; Metazoa; Arthropoda; Insecta; Hymenoptera; Apidae. The coding region runs from base 293 to 1507 and encodes 404 amino acids.
UUGAGUACGAAAAGUGAGAAAGAAACGACGGGACAUAAAGAGAAAACGAAUAAUCGAACAGUAAUCGUGUACGUGCGUCGAGUGCAAACAAAAUUUUGAUCGAUCCAACAUCGAGAAAUUAUAUUAUUUAGUGAUAUAAGAACGGUGAUCGGCGUGGAAGAGUGUGCGUGAAGAUGAAGCAGCCGCUGGCAGAUUUGCCGGCACGGUAUCGGUGUUGAGACACUGGACCCGGUCUCUGUGUCCGGGCGUGUCUUCGGCAUCGAGUCCGAAAUCGGCACCGGCUACAGCCGAUAUGAGUUCGAAAUUCAUAAUCGAUAGUAUGCUACCUAAGUACCACCAACAGUUCCAUCAUCAACAGUUGUUCUCGAGCGCGAACCCCGGCACGAUCCAGGCGUGUACGACAAGUCCGGCCACCGCAAGUUUAGAAUCGAGUUUAUCCGCGGCUGCAGUCGCGGCCGCGGCAGUGAAUUACGCGCAACAGCACAAUUCUCCUAGCCCGACGGGCUCGAGUCCACAGCACUCAGGAAGUUCAGCCUCUACGUCACCGGCUGCACGUACCACCUCUAGCAUGUAUCCAUACGUGUCGGCGGCAGCGGCGCACCAUCAUCAUCAGCAACAACAAGCGGUAGCGGCAGCGGCCUUCGGUGCCACGUCCAGCAUGGUGCCAGGCUUCGGUUCGACCGCGGCUUCGAGCGCCGCGUUGGCCGCGGCCGCGGCUGUCGACGCCGCCACCGCCGGUGACAAAUCUUGCCGUUAUACCGCCAGUCUUACCGGAAAUGUCGCACCAACGUCCGCCGAUCCGAUGGUAAAUUAUACCCUUGGUCAUCAUCAUCAGAACGGCGCUACACCUGGUAGCCUGGUCUCGUCCGCGUCAGCCUCGUCGGCUGUUUCCGCUGCGUCCGCCUCCAUGGCUGCAGCUGCACAAUUCUAUCAUCAGGCCGCCGCUGCAUCGGCUGUCGUUGAUCCUUUGACAUCAUGCCAACAACCUACCACCGGACAACCCGGCAUCUCGGACAUACCACGAUAUCCAUGGAUGUCAAUCACCGAUUGGAUGAGCCCGUUCGACAGAGUCGUGUGCGGCAAAUCUGCGUUUUUGACGUUUCCAGGGCCGAACGGUUGUCCGAGGCGUAGGGGUCGACAGACGUACACGCGGUUCCAGACGCUGGAGUUGGAAAAGGAAUUUCAUUUCAACCAUUACCUGACGCGACGGCGACGAAUAGAAAUUGCGCACGCCCUUUGCCUCACGGAACGACAGAUCAAGAUCUGGUUCCAAAACCGGCGGAUGAAGCUGAAGAAGGAGCUGAGGGCGGUGAAGGAGAUCAACGAGCAGGCCAGGCGGGAACGGGAGGAACAGGACAUGAUGAAGAAGCAGCAGGCCGAGAAGCAAGCGAAGAUACAGCAGGAGCAGCAGAACGCCGCGCUUCAGCAUCAGCAGCAACAUCACGUGAGCGGUCUGGACAAGACGCAGAGCGAUCUUCUGAAGGCGGUCAGUAAGGUGCCCACAUAGGAGACUUUGCUAAGCCGGUUGUCUUUCUUUUAAAGAAGAAACAAGAGACUGGACGCAGCCUAGACGCAUACAUCGAAGCGAAGCAGCUGAUAAGAGGUUGGCCAAACGUGUAGAGAAGAGAAAAGAAAAUCGAACGAACGCGGGCAAGCACGAAAAAAAUGCACCUCUUCUUGCUGUUCCGGCGUGAACCGACUAGGACACGACGAAGGCCUGUCUCUUCGGGACUUCUUUUUCCUCCCGCUCUCUUCACCGAGAAGAAGGUGUUCUCGCGUACUUUACGUAGUACGCGUACUACGAAGACUUUAUCAAGUGAUCUCUGUUCUCUUGUUUUCGUAUCGAGUUUAAAGAGAAAGAAAGGGAAACGGAGAGGAAACGCAGUAGAGGACGGUUUUACGAAGGCGAACGAUUACGACUCGGAGUAACGACAAUAGCGCACCGUGUUGUGCCAUUGCCCCUCUCCGAUGAGACUCGGUGUCGAUAAGAGGCAGAGACGCGGGGAUUGCAAAGGUUGCGGAGGAAACGAGGGAGCCGAGAGAGAAAAGCGCGCAACGAUGUUUGAAGUUGUCUGUCUCUUUUGUUUUUUACGGAAGAAGAAAGGAACGAAGGAGAAAUAGGAUGCGGAGGGAGUAAUCGUAGUCGUUAGAAAACAGAGAGAGAGAGAGAGAAAGAGAGAGAGAGAGAGAGAGAGAGGAGCGUAGUAGAAAAGCGAAGCGUAUAAAAGAAGCGAGAAGCACACCCUCGAAAAAAAAGAAAAAAAGCAAAAAGAAAUUAAAUAAAAAAAAAAAAAUACACUACGUACUUAUUUGGCUGGGCCAAAAGGAUGGACCUAGCCUGCGACUGAUUCCUAGAGCGUAUAAUGUAAUAAUUGUUAAUCGGGCGCGACGAGUCAUCGCGAUUGCCGGGUGAUGAACAGCGGGGAUGAUCAGUUGGCGCGAUAACUGCCACACAGACGUACACGAGGAGCCAACGAUCGCGCGUCGGAAACCGACGAACUAGAAUUAGCUUGAACGAGGAGAGGCCGAAGGAUUAACGCCGCCCUGCCGUAUAACAGAAGAUCUCGUGUGCGGCAGCGCCGACGAGACGAUCAAUUAAUACCGACGGAGGAGUGGUAGGGAGUAAUUAAACGAGGCUGUCGAAGAAUUCGUCUAAUUCCGCUGAACGAUCAAAACGGAGAGAAAAAAAAAAGGGGGGGGGGACACGAAACUCGUUGCACUCCGCCAUGCCAAGGAACAUGGACGAUCGCGGGCCUGACCUUUCGAAUUUCUCUAUCUCAACUUCGAUCGAUUAUUCUAAUUACCUGCCCAUCAUUCGCCAUACGACAGUUACCAACGUGGAUCAUCGCGAUAUCUUUUCUUCGCGUCUCGUAUCGGAACGUCUACGUAUGUCUGCCAGCUUUCUCCGAAAUAUCCCGAUCAAAGUUUAGUUGGCCGUGGAGAGUUUCUCCAUUGCCGAUAGAAGGAUAUGGCGAGAGGAUGAGCGAAAAUCGAAUCUCACGGUAUACGCGCAGAUUCGACGAUGUAGCUCGUUCCGCGGGGAUGAACGGAUAACGCGGGGUAACUCGCGUUACGAUUAGUCUCGCGCGAGCGAAUGAGCGGCGGAAAGGAUGGCAAACGGAUCGUAUCGGAGAACUCUGGACGCCCUCGUUAAAACAUAACAUACCUAUCGCGCGAUUGCGCACUUUGAAUACCUCAGAUAGCCUCUUCGGAUACCGCGCUUCUUACCGAUUAUAACGAAACUAGUGGCGCAUGCAUUCGACCGACUGUAUGCACACGAGCAAUUUCGUGCCGCUGGCCGACUUCUUUCCACGAGAGAGGAAUUUAGUGGUACAAAUCGAUGCCAUUUGCUGAGCUCCUUUUCCAGAGUUAAUUAACCGUGGUUUACGCUCGUGAUUGCCUCUUCGAGAGUUCGCGUUGUAAUUAGGUAAAUUAACGUCGCUCCCGAUAAUAUUUCUGCCAUUUCUGACGUCCGUGCCGACUACGCCAGAUCUGCUCUCGCUGACGCAAAUAUCCUUUAACCGUUCUAACCGAACCCGUUGCGGAUCGCUGUUUCCCCCGGUUUUUCGUUUCUCUUUUUUCUUUCUAUACAUUCUUUUCAUACGUUUCUCUGACCCGGAUCGGCCAUGUUCUCCCGCGAAACGUUGAAAAAGAUCGGCGUUGGAACGCGUCGUUGCUUCGAUUGGUAUUCCUUCAACGAUAAAUUCACUCUUUUCUAAAACUGAUUGUCCGUCGGUUCCUCUCGAUUAGCGUACCAGGUAACUAGUCCAGAGGAACCCCGAGGCGCGGAAAUUUAUUUUUUUACGAGGAAAUUUGACGAAAUCACGAUGAGCGACGAAGCGUUGCACGAAGAUGUUAGGAAGUCUGACGAAACUAUAUGGGGGAAAGAUGAUUAAUCAGACAGGAAACGAGAUUAUUCUUCUCCGCGUAUUUUUUCCCAUCUGUCAAUAACGAUGUUCUAAACUAUCUCGAUGAACGAACGUUUCAAACGUUCGAGAUUCCCGUUCAUUCCGAUAAACCCGACCAGUACGACUGUGUUUCGAAUGAAAAAUUGAAACGUUUCAGGUAGUAGUGGAUUUCGGGAGGGGCUGACUCGUCGAUGAGCAUUCACAUUCAUUUAUCGCUUCAGUUAGAUCUCAGAUGAUAUCGUACAAGGUAUCGCUAACGCUUUUACUAAUACAAGAUAACUUGUAUGAAAGCAGCACGUUUUCCAUAUUAUCUAAGAUAAUUUAUCGUUACGCUAUUGGCGAGGAUCAUUGUUUAAUUGGGUCACGCGGUCACGAUCCAUGACCGGUCCCGCGACCAUUUCGAACGCGACGUUCUUCUAAGAGAAAUUUAUUUUCCAACUACGAUUGUUUUUUUUUUCUUUCUUCUUAUCAUACUUCUUCCUUCUUAAUAACGUUAUUCGCUCAUUUCGCGUUGACACAUGUUAAUUUUUGUCUGUUAAUUUUACGUAGUGUUAUCAUAGUUAUAUCGAUCAUAUUAUAUAUAGCCGUGUUAAUUCGAGUAUCGAAAUCGUUAAAAACGAACAGAUGAUGAUUAUUUGCUUCUGUUCCUUCCGUCUUUUUCCUUCUUUUUUCUUUUUUUUUUUUUUUUCUUGGUCAAUUCUUUUCUGUAUCGCACAUCGAUUUGUUAUUUCCGUGUCCGAGUAUCUCUGUGUUACACUUUCGCGUGCAGCAUCACGGCACAGCAACGUGCUUCCGCGGACGAUAAUCGAACGUACGAUUGGCCGUAGUGAAAAGGGAAAGGGGCGAGAAAAUCGGGAAAGAGAGAAGAAAAACGGGAGUACACUAGAGAGACAGAGAGACAGAGAGAGAGAGAGGACAAACUUCUAAAUAAACACGCAAGAGAUUUUUACGCAAACAAAGACACAUCACCGGACGAGUAUCUCACUCUUAGUACAUUAAAUACGUAAUUUGGUGUCAGGGUAGACAUUUUUCCAUAGAUAUAGAAGCCGUUGUUGCUAUUUACUUACGUAGAAUUCGUAACGAUGAAGAGGACUAGUAAGGGAAACCGAGAAAGAAACGCCCAUCUUUCAGAUUAUAUAAAUUAUUACCUAAUUAUUUUUUUCUCCUCCCCGUUAAUGUCGAUCCGUACAAAAUAUUCAUCCGCCGUAUUCCACGAGUAUCGAUUCGGAUGCCGACCGGUUUUUAAUGUUAUUUAUCGCGAGACAAUGCGGAACGUAUCGUCGGUGUCGUUUGGUCUUCCGUAAGUUAUCGAUUUUUCCGACUUGCGCGUCGAAAAUUUCUCGAAAAAGUUCGCGAUUCGAUGUUCCUGUCGAAUGUUUCGUUUGUUUAACUUUUUCCGUUGCUCGCGAUUUCCAGCGAUUCGUUUGAUUGUGAAUGUUUUGACAGAAAUUGCGGAAUUUCUUCUUUAAUCCGUUUGAGAAACACGUAUGACGAAUCGUCGAAACAAAACGCAUAUACGUAACUGGAACCAAGAGAAACCGUAAGAUUUGUUUUCCAGUAAGGCGGAGGAUCUGUUGUACGAAUCGCACAAUGACUAUCUAUUUACGAUGUAAAAUCAUAGUGUACACAAUACCUUAUUAUAUAUUGUUAAAAAUAACGAGUACGUUAUAUAUAUAUAUAUAUAUACAUACAUAAAUAUAUAUGUAUAUGAACAAAAGGGGAAGAAAAUUUGUUCUACCGUGCUCGGAAGACAAGCAAACAAAUAGGAAAAAAGAAAGAUUUUGAUAGCAGUAUGAUAACGAAAAUGAAAUUUAGAAUACGUAUGACGUGUACGUAAAAAAUACAUACAAAGCAAAAGAUUGAUAGAAAAAGAAGAAAUGAAAAAAAAAAAAAAAAAAUUCUACGCAACAAAAGAAUUAAGAAGCAGGAAAAAAUAAGAUUUUGUUAAAUCGAAGGGAGGAAAGGAACAAUUUUUAGAUCAGCUAGAGCAACUAUUAUUAUAUAGUGAAAAAAGUAAGGAAUAAAUAGACGUCCGUAAUCAAGGUGAAAUCGCAUCGUUUUUAGGGGGAAAAUCUAAGGAAAAGUAAUAUUGAGCGAGCGAGAGACCGAAAGAGAGAGGGAGAGAAAGGAAGUAAGAGAGAGAGAGAGAGAGAGAGAGGGUGAGUGAAUGGAUAAAAACCGUAUUCAUAUUAAUACUAUACCGCUAAUUACCUAAAGUACUAUUAUACAUAAAUAUCGCCGUACGUAAAGUAACGAUUAAGCUGAGCAUGCGAGUUUACGCACGAGAUGUACUCAUGUAAACUAUCUCCAUCCACCUUCAUCCCCACCCGUCCCCCUUCUUGCUCCUUCAACCUCCACACGCCACCUUCUUCCUCAGACCUCCGCAUAGAGAAUAUACCUCUGCAUACCGUAAUUGUAACGAUGUCUUAAACGUGUAACGAGCAAGAUAAACGAAAAGCGAAGAAAAAAGAAUAUUACGUUUACGCGAACGACAUAGAAUAUAAAGUAUAAUAAGAUACGGUAGGAUAUACGGUUCAGUUGAUAGGAAUGGAACGUUCCCAGGGAACGGGAUACUCGGAAAAAUAUAUAGUUGCCGCUGGGUCCCAAUUAAUACUGACGCAGUUCGAUGAACACAGCCAACGACGACGAUGACGACGACGACGACGACGACGACGACGACGACGACGACGACGACGACGACGUUGAUAGUUAAGAGAAUCGACGAGACGCGCAUUCGAUCAUGCUAGAAUCGAAUUCAUGGAACCGAAUAGUUUGCUCGGUGAAUCGUGAACUUGUUUGUUGUAUAUUUUGCUCUCCUACAUGUUAUUUCUAUAAUUUUUGUUUCUUUUUUUUUUUUCUUUCUCUUGCUUUCUGUUUCUUCCAACGACAAACAAUACGUUGAACACUUUCGACGAAUUUUCGGAAAGAUGAAUGGCUCAUGGCUCGCUCGAAGAAAUUUGAACGAAGAAUCGUGCGCUUGGUUGCUUGGAAAGUCCGUUUACUCACGAUUCUCGUUUCUGUUCGCGUGCGACGUUGGCGCGACCGUGUUAGACACGCGGCGGUUAGAUUUCUUAAGAUUUCGCCUGCCCGCGUAACGUUGUAUUAUUGCGAUUUCUGGCGACGCAACUAUACCUUCUUCGGAGCAGGAUCGAGCGGAAUCGACGCACGUGGCGAUGUAGAAGCGGAGAGAACUGUAAGAAAAAUUGUCGACGCACGCAAGUCGUAUAUCGGUUCCGGUCCACGUAAUCUCAGUUACGGAAUUUGAUGGGGUAGCGAUAUAAACCGCGCGACCUUGAGCGGCGUGAUACGUUGUUCGUGAUGCAUUUCGUGAUGCCGGUUUAAGGUCAUUUCUGUUCUAUAUCGACAGUUUUCGGACGGAAAGUAAUAAAAGGAAGGUGCGCGAUCGCGCCUGAAUCUUCUUCGGCUCAAUGUAUACGUAAAAAGAAAUACGAACGUGAAAAAGGAAAAGACGAACGGAAAAGGGAACUGAAGAAAUUUAACGGAAAGGGGAGAGAAAUUUUCUACGGGGCAAAAGAAAAGAAAAGGAAAAAAGGACAUUAAAGAAGGGAAAAGAUGCACGUGACGCGAUCGAGUCCCGAGAAUCGGUGUAACUAUUUGUAGAAAAGCUUUACACGUAACUCUAUUUACGAAUUAUUAAUAUUAAUAUUAUUAUUAUUGAUAAUAUUAUCGACGACACUAUUUUUAUUAUUUUUAUUACUACAUAGCAUAGUUACGUUUUGUUUUCAAUGUUAAUACCGUUUGCGUGUACAGAGUCUGUUUUUUAAAACGACUUAAAGUGACGCGGCUGGCCAGGUAACGUGGUUAGCGGAAGUGGCGGCGCCGAUACGUCCGACAAAUUAGGGAUAUACGUAACGCGUACUAAGUAUAAUUAAUUAUCAUUAUUAAUUAGCUGAGAAGUUUGUACAGUAAUCGCAACGGUGAGAUUCGUAGCGACCAUGUUAUAUACGUACGUAUGUAUUAAGUCUUUAAUCGUUAGUGAGUGCGGUUCGAAACGAAAGAAACAAAAAAGAAGAAAAAAAUUAAAUUUAGCUGUGUGCGUGUGCGUGCGUGUGUGUGUGUGUGUGUGUGUGUGACGCGCAUUCACACGAGCCUCUCGCCGAGAAAGCAGCGUCGAGUGUUUCGACUAAACGAACGAACGAACGAACGAUUUGGGAACCUAGGCGUUUCCGCUUUUCGCUCCUCUGCUCGGCUCGCUCCAUUCGGCACCCUAGUAACCGAAUUCCGUUCAUUUGACGUUUUUCCUUGAACCGUGUUGCUCGUUCAUCCUGAAAGGAUAAGUCGCGCUGAGACGUGCCUCGACUGCGUGCCGUCCUCUCGUUGUUUCUAAUUGUAAUCUCCCAUUGACGAACAGUUUGAAACAACCGAUCGUUCGUUGAGUGUUGCCAGUUGUUUACGUUACAUCGUUUCCAUUGUUUUCUCUUUUAUAAGCGUUCAUGUUGAUCGUCUACAUUAUUGUCUAUUUUUCCCCCUCUUCUGUUUUAAGUUUCGUUACGAGUACUUUAUGUUCCCGGUGAUAUACUCAGUGUCGCCAAUUUGUUACGAAAAUUGACGUUAAUUUUAUGAGAUUAAUGAAAGGUAGCGCGUCGGAGAAGAACGUGGCCCCGCGUUCCCAAAUCAUUCGGGCAAAAACCGAAGAGGAUCAGCGCGUCAGACGUGAAUUUUUAGAGUAACAGAAGAAAAACUGUGCGGGCGCCGUCCACAUACGAAGCUUUCUCUCGGCUUAUCUUUAAGCUACCUAAUGGCAUCUACAUUGUUAUAGAAUAUUAUUCCAAAUAAUUGACGCGUAAUCAUAUCAUAUAACUUUCCUAACGCUUCCUUAUUCUCUUUCGCACCCUCCCCUAAUCUCACCUCCAUCCUUUCAUCCAUCCCUCGCCAACCUACUUCCUUAAUCAUUUACCCUAUCCUCUCCUGACAUCUAAUCGAAUUACUCGCUCUAUUCUUACCAUUAUUAUAGAUGUAUUAUAUUGAAUUAAAACUGUAUCGAUUAGGUCUAUACAUACGCGUAUAUAUAUAUUAUGUACAUAUAUACACACAUAUUAUAUUGCUAUAUAUGUAUUAUAUAUGUGUAUAUAUAACAUAUAUACGUGUAGAUUCACAAAAACACAAGUAAAACAAAAAUAAGGGAGUAACACGAACAACGUUGACAACAAAAGCAUCGCUAUUUAGUAGUACAACUUUUGCCCGACUUGCCAAACUCGCGUAAAAAAGGAACAGGAAUUAUUAAGAUGACGAACCAACCACGAUCCAUCGUCGCUCUUCUGGAAUCGACUUGACGAUUCGAUAAAUGUGAAAUGGAAUACGUGCGUGUCGCGCGGUGCUCUCGAGAGUGUUGGAAGAUCAACAAAAAAAAGAAAAAAAAAGCAGUAAAAAAAGGAAAUUUGAUGCGUGCACGCGCGUAUGUGUGAACACUUCUCUAAUCCGAAUUAAGGAAAUUGUGCGAAACGGAAACACUGUGGUGUGUGGCUCGAGCGUUGGUCGAAACGAUGUCACAGCGUGUUGAAGUGCAGAAGAGAGAGAGAGAGAGUGGAAGAGAAAAAGGGGAUGUGAGUGUCGUUCGAAGGACGGAGGACGACCUAUGUCUGCAUAUGUGAGAAAGAGAGAAUAAUCAAUCGGAAGCGUGUGAAUGAAAGAAAUAGAAUGAAAGGGAAUAUUCGCGUGAAUUGUAACUAUGUACGUGCUGUAUGCGUUGGGCAACGUGGCAGAUUUGACAGAAAUCUAAAUUUUCAACUAUUAUCGAUUGUACGCGUAUCGAUUGGUAAUGAAAAAGAAAUGAUGAAAAAAGGAUGGAACUAUUUAAAAGGAUACGACGUCGGAGUCCGUUCGACGGGAUGCAGAUAGAGUUGAAAAUACGAAAAGAUGAGAAUAAAACGAUGGGAGAAUUUGUUAUAUUUUCUUUAUUACGUACUAAAUCUGAUUGUUUAUUUAUGAGCUGUUUAGUUUACAUGUUCUUUCGUAGUUUUGUUUUUGUUAAAUACGAAGCGAAAAUGUAGGAGCGAUCGAGACUACUGCCGAGUUUUAUUUUCUUCUUUUUUUCUUUUUUUUUUUUUUUUUUUUUUUU